ACACACACACACACACACACACACAGCUUCCCUGCCUCAGCCUCAGCCUCACUCACUAGAGAGGCGAGGAGAAGAGCCUUCUUCCUCUGCUCUCGCCACUUUCUCUCACUUCCCCGCCCAUCUGUGCAGACAGCAGCUCCACAAAGUUGCCCUCAAACUUGAACGGAGCUGAAGCCUCCAGCUUCCUGGGAGGUUCUCACAGCAGUAGCAGCAGCAGCAGCAGCAGCAGCAGCAGCAGCAGCAGACUCCAGCUGUGAACUCUGCUAGCCUUGAGAAGCUCUUCUGAGUCUUCCAGCAGCCAGCUGGCCCCCAGGCCCCUGCAAAAACACAUCCACCCUUAUCCCGGAGGUUUGAAAUCUGAGCUGGGGAAUGGUGUGCUGAGGACCCUCUGGAGCACACUGUGCCUACCUGGACCUGAAGAAACCCAAGGCCCACACCAACAUGGCCAACCCAGGGCAGCCUCAGUUUCAAGACCCAGGCUCCACCUCACCCCUGGAGCUGCCUGAGAUGGAGAAGCUUCUCACCAAAGUGGAAAACAAGGAUGACAAGGCUCUGGGUCUGUCCAAGUCUCUGUCGGGGGCUCUGGACCUGGAGCAGAAUGGCCACAGCCUGCCCUUCAAGGUCAUCUCCGAGGUGCACCGCCAGCCCUCCCUCCCUGGCUCCCCUUCCCGGGCCAGCUCUCGGCGAGCGUCCUCUGUUGUCACCACCUCCUAUGCCCAGGACCAAGAAGCUCCCAAAGAUUACCUGAUCCUUGCCAUCGCCUCUUGCUUCUGCCCCGUCUGGCCCCUCAACCUCAUCCCCCUCAUUUUUUCUAUCAUGUCUCGAAGUAGUGUGCAGCAGGGGGACAUGGAUGGGGCACGGAGGCUGGGCCGCCUGGCACGACUGCUCAGUAUCACCUUCAUCAUCCUGGGCAUCGUUAUCAUCAUUGUGGCUGUCACUGUCAACUUCACAGUUCCGAAGUAACCGCAGAGCUGUUUCUAGCGGAGGCAGAUGCCAGCCAGCUGGAGAGCUUCGAACCCACACAUCCCCACACAUUACGGAGGACAGGACGGUGGCUGCCAAGUCCCCACCUGUUCCCAAGCUCCAAAAGCACAAACUUGGAGGGAAACCUCUACAGCACUCCACUGUUAGCCCAUGGCAGACGGGAAGGAAAAUCUGGAAUGAAGUUGGCCGUGAACCCAAUGAAUAAGCUCAUAGACACAUCACUUGCCUUUUGACCUCAGUUCUCAGGCUUGUUUCUUAUCCCCACGAUUCCUGGGACUUACACACAGCAUAAACUGCCAGAAUGGGAAGAAAACCAGCUCCACAGCCAAGAAAGAAGCACCGCACACCCUGGUGUCUGUGAACACGAGCACAGUUUGGGCCGCUGUCUUUUCUACUUUUCUUGAUAGGGAGCAAGCAGACUCCUUGCAUGCUUUGCGUGGAGCAUCCACGGUGAUCCUAGCCUGAGUCCAAAGGUGAAGGUUUCACUCAGCAUGGGCCCUGAAUACCCACCGGCAAAGAGGCAAGAGCCAUGUGGAAAUCUUCCACUGAAGAUUGGAUAGGGAUAGCAUGACACACCGGGCCCUCUUACUGAACUUCAGCCUCGAGGUUUCUCUACCAAGGACUCUGGUUCCAGAGCACCUUCCAGAACCAUGGGGCCUGCCUCUUGCUCCCCACCUGUGCUGUAGCCAGAGGCACCAACCUGGAAGUCCUUGAACUUGACCUGACCCAGGUCAGCCAUGGGGGAGGGGCAGAGCCUGGGCUCUCUCCUGCCACUGACUCCUUAGGGGUCUGGGAUCCCAUCUUGGUAACCCGUGCAAGUGACUCAGGGGCCCUCUAUAGGGCGUUCAGGGAUCCUACAGAGAAGAGCUGAGGUGGACCCUGGCUUCAGGCUGUUAGCCCAGCUUUAAUGGAUGCUCUGUGCCUGGUCCCGUGUCCCUGGCCAUCCAUAGCAACCAAGGCUCUCCCUAGGGGUAACUUUGAAGCUCUUACUGGACUCUCUGAUUCAUAGGCUCUCGGGAGUCUUUGCUGCAUUUUGUAAGGGAGGGGGCUAGAGAAUUCUUAAGAAGGCUUGUUAUUUCUUAAUCUGGAGCCCCCGGAGUCUAGAAGGAAAGGCCCAGCUGAAGGGUCAGUCUAGAGAGUGGGGACUGGGGCAGGGAGUAAGGGCCCAGUAGCUACAGCCUCUGUCUUAGGACCUAGCAGAACAUGGGAAAGGAGCCGAACAGAACCCUCUGCCAACCAGCCACCUGCUUUUUGCCUCUGCUUCUCCAGUUUUCUG
Molecule: messenger RNA, 2260 nt
Organism: Peromyscus eremicus (cactus mouse)
Lineage: Eukaryota; Metazoa; Chordata; Mammalia; Rodentia; Cricetidae
Gene: Trarg1
Product: trafficking regulator of GLUT4 (SLC2A4) 1
Exons: 3
Coding region: 442-963 (173 amino acids)
Cellular component (GO): membrane
Source: RefSeq, a predicted model, not a curated record